AUGAAAAAUUAGGAUGAGAAAAAAUAUAUAUUAGAUAGAAUCGGCACAGGCAGUACCAUGGCCUAAACUGGAUAACAAUCUCAAUUCUAGUAAUAAUUCUAAUGUGAAUUUAAUUAACCCACUUUUGGUAAAAUAAAAAAAGAGCAAAACUAUAAGAUCAAUAAUCGGUAUUAAAAACAAGAUAUAAAUGAUGACCCUGUUGAAUAAGAAUAGUAAAUGAGGGAUAAUCAGAACUUAUAAGAAAUAUAAUAAUUAUAAGAAAAAGAUGUAUAAACAAAACAAAAAAAAAUAAAAGAAGAUGAAUAUUAGAAAUUAAUUAAAUUUAAUGAAGAUAAUUACAAUAUUGAUAAUCAAUAUUUAGAACCUGAAUAAGAGUCACCUAUUAUGAAACCUAAAAAAGUCAAAGGAGACCAUCUAUACAUUGCUUGGUAUGAUAUAUUUGAAUUUUAGUUAGAUAAAGCCUUUUGGGGAAUUCUUAUUAAAAUAUCAUUUAUAAGAUAUAGCUCAUCCUUACAUUAAAAAGAGGACAACAACAAAAUGCUGCUUUUUUUCUGUGAAUACUAAAUAAUCUCUUUAUUAGACAUAAAAAUAAAAUAUUAUUAAAGUAGGCCAAGUGUUAUAUGAUGAUGCAAAUGAAGAUCAUUGUAACUUACUAUACUCAAUUUUCUAUUUAAUAUUCCAAUUAGAAAAACUAUCAAAAAGAAAAUCUUAAGAGAUCUCAAAUAAUAAAAUUAACUUAUUCUAAUUAUUAUAUACUUUAUCUUGUGUUACAUCAUUUAGAGAUGAUUUAUUUUAAAUUGGUAAAUUCGACAAAGAAAAGAUUGUCUCUAUUAUGUUUAUUUGUUCUAAAUACAUUUUUGAAGUCUUAUAAUAUGGAAGUUUAGAUCCUAUUUUUAAAAAUACUGAAAGUAAUGGAGAAACAUUCCAUAAUUUAAUGACUUGUAUUCAUAUGGGAGUAUUUCGAUAUAUUUCUAAUUCUAAUUAUACUUAGGAAAAAGAAAUUUAUUAAAAUUUAGAAAACAAAAGUGUAAAACAACUAUUAGAUAUUUGGAAAGAGAACAAAUUUAAAAAUAAUUGA
Messenger RNA from Paramecium primaurelia, 1078 nucleotides. NCBI's taxonomy places the organism in Eukaryota, Ciliophora, Oligohymenophorea, Peniculida, Parameciidae. The record is from the annotation of a GenBank genome assembly.